AUGGAGGAAGAAGAAGAGAAAAAGGAGGAUGAAGAGGAGGAGACAAUGAUGCUGGUGGGCAUUUGCUUCAUGGUACUGCUGCAACAAGCGGCCAGCAUGGUCUCAAAUGCUUGUCUUUCUAAAGUAUUAAGAAACAUUGCUACCAUAUUCCUGGUUUCCAGUCUAGGAAUGGGUAACACAAGAAUAAAAGCUACAUUUGCAGAGACAAUGAUGCUGGUGGGCAUUUGCUUCAUGGUACUGCUGCAACAAGCGGCCAGCAUGUCAAAUACCUCAGUUUUCAAUUUUUUGACUCAACGUCCAUCAGUCCAAAUGGAGAUUAUUAAUAAGCACAAUGACCUUAGAAGGAUGGCAAGUCCCAGUGCCAGCAACAUGCUUAAAAUGACAUGGAAUGACGCAGUUGCGAGGAAUGCUGCAAACUGGGCAAACAAGUGUACCUUGUCUCACAGUCCUUCAUCUGAACGACGAAUCACCACUGGUUGUGGAGAGAAUUUAUACAUGUCCAGUAGUCCCAAAUCAUGGUCAGAUGCAAUCCAAUCUCUUUACGAUGAAGUUAAAGAUUUCAAAUAUGGAUAUGGAGGUACUCGAGCAAAUGCUGUAACUGGCCAUUACACCCAGCUCGUUUGGGCCACUUCCCACCAACUUGGCUGUGCAUUAGCCCACUGUCCUCACAGCAAACUUCAGUAUUACUAUGUUUGCCAUUAUUGCCCUGCCGGGAACCACUUUAAUACCAUCAGGACCCCAUACAAAAGAGGGAGACCAUGUCAAGACUGCCCUCAUCAUUGUGAUAAUGGGCUUUGCACCAAUUCCUGCAUGAAGGCGGAUAAGAUAUCGAAUUGUGACUAUUUGGUCAGAAAAGUAGGGUGUGAUGACAAAAUCACAAAAGCAAAAUGCCAGGCCACCUGUCAAUGCCCUUCUUCAAUAAAAUAAAACAC
This is a messenger RNA of Myotis brandtii (Brandt's bat), 932 nucleotides long. Its product is annotated as cysteine-rich secretory protein 2-like. The coding region runs from base 1 to 927 and encodes 308 amino acids. The transcript is spliced from 10 exons. The record is from RefSeq and is a predicted model, not a curated record. NCBI's taxonomy places the organism in Eukaryota, Metazoa, Chordata, Mammalia, Chiroptera, Vespertilionidae. Gene Ontology annotation, cellular component: extracellular region.